GCAGUGCAUUCACAGAUUGUUUUCUACAACGUGCACUGGACAUUAAAUUACAAAUGAAUGAUGCAAAGUGAUUCAUUUAAGAUUUCUAAUCCAUGAAGUGUUAGAUAUAUAUUGUGCAUUUGCAUGAUCACCGCAGUGGCAUUAUUAUUUUAUUUUUUUAAUUAUUAUCUUGUUUUUUUUGUUGUAAAACCCGGUUAAUCUGCAGAAUCCCACCAGAAAUGGAGAGCCAACAUGGCAAGUGGACGCUGUCCGACAGCGAUGAUGAUGAUGAUAAUAACGUCGUACCACCAACACCACCAAAAGACAUAAAGAAACCCUUAAAGAACAUCAAGCCUGAUCUGGAGCCCAAAGCCAGGCCAGUUAAUGCACUGUUAAAGCCCAGAUCUGAGCCCAGGAAAGAAAACAACGUGAAGCUCGAGUCAGAAAAUCCGUCCGUCCCUGCCAUGGGCUCUGAGGCUCGACAAGCCGCACGCCUGCAUCAGAGCAAUCCGGUGAAAUACGACAGCAGUCCUUCUCCAGCGCUGAAACGGAAGAGAGAAACAGACGAGGGAGGCUGGAAUCUCUCCAGCAGUGAUGAAGACGACGAUGAUGGAGCUUCUUCAUCAGCCCCCAAAAACAAACCAAAACCCAAACCGCCGAGCUCGAGUCCUCCGAGGAAGAAGCCCGAGCGGAGUCGGCCCCGGAGCCCACACGGUGAUAAUUAUUAUAAAGAGGAGCCCAGUGAUUUCUUCGAGGCGAGCUUAAAUACCAUGAACGAUAUGUACCGCUUUUAUUUAAGCAAAGUCACAGGGAUAGAAAAGAAGUACAACACUGGAGCUUUGCACAUUAAAGAAAUACUUUCCCCCAUGUUUGGCACACUAAAGGAAUCCGUCCAGUUUAACUACUGCUUUGACAUUCCAUGGAUGGUGCAACAAUAUCCUCCUGAGUUUAGGAAUAAUCCUGUAACUAUUGUGCACGGAGAGAAGCGAGAGUCGAAGGCUCGGCUCAUCCAGCAGGCUCAGCCCUACGGCCAUAUUCGCUUCUGUCAGGCCAAGCUGGAUAUUGCCUUCGGGACUCAUCAUACAAAGAUGAUGCUCUUGUGGUACGAGGAAGGCUUUAGAGUCAUUAUCCUGACGUCGAACCUCAUCCAGGCUGACUGGUACCAAAAGACUCAAGGUCUGUGGAUGAGUCCUCUGUACCCGCGGUUACCAGAGGGAAGCCCCGAGACGGCCGGCGAGUCUCCGACGCACUUCAAACGAGACCUGCUGGAGUAUCUGAACGCGUACCGAGCCCCGGAGCUGGCCGAGUGGAUCGAGCGCAUCAAAGAACACGACCUGUCAGAAACCAGGAUCUACCUUAUUGGUUCCACACCAGGGAGGUUUCAGGGAUCCGACAUGGAGAAGUGGGGUCACUUAAAGUUGAGGAAGUUGCUGAGCGAACACACACAUCCAGUGCAAAACGCCGAGAAGUGGCCUGUGAUUGGUCAGUUCUCCAGCAUCGGCUCUAUGGGCAUCGAUAAGACCAAGUGGCUCUCAGCAGAGUUCCAGCGUACCCUGAUGACGUUAGGGAAGAGUGGGAAAACGUUGACUGUCCCAGAGACACCACUCCUGCUGGUCUAUCCUUCAGUGAACAAUGUUCGAACCAGUUUAGAAGGCUACCCAGCUGGAGGUUCUUUACCCUACAGUAUACAGACAGCACAGAAGCAGGUCUGGCUCCAUUCCUACUUCCAUGGAUGGAAAGCUGAAACCUCAGGCAGGAGCAGUGCGAUGCCCCACAUUAAGACCUACAUGAGGACGUCUCCGGAUUUCUCUCAGCUGGCCUGGUUUCUCGUUACAAGUGCCAAUUUAUCCAAAGCUGCCUGGGGGGCGCUGGAGAAAAACAAUACUCAGAUGAUGGUUCGUUCCUAUGAGCUGGGAGUUCUGUACCUGCCUUCAGCCUUCCAUAUGAGCACGUUUCCAGUGGAGAAGAACAUCUUCCCCGUCUCAGGCUCCUCCACAGGUUUCCCUGUGCCUUUCGAUUUGCCACCGGUUCGCUACUCCAGUAAAGAUCAGCCGUGGAUCUGGAAUAUUCCAUACACAAAAGCUCCAGACACUCACGGCAAUAUCUGGGUCCCGUCUUGAAACGUGUUCCCAUUGCUGCUCGGAUACAAAGGGCCAAACGAGGACAGGAAGUACCCACUGUUUAUUACUGUUUUAUUAACUGGACUCUUGACUACAGUAAACAUGGUGCUGAAAAUAAUAAUUAAAAAACAGACUGUGAGGAUUUUUGAUAUUGAUAUUAGUAGGUAAUAAAGAAUUAGUAAUCAUAAACGUGCUGAGACUCUUGAGCUUGUAGUAUUUCCAUUUAUGACUUAGGAUUUUAACGUGUGUAAUCUGCAUAGUCUUGAUAAUAAAACCUUUUUUAUUUCACUCUCCGCACUUUCACCACAGACUGAUGCAAAUAGCCGAAUGGUCCCUCUUGAGACAAAUUGCUGUUUUUGAAGAAGUGGCGCUUUUUUCUGUCUGAAUCACACCUGCAUGCAAUGAGACAUCAGUAAUUACGUUCCAGCUCCAACCUGAGGGCCUGCGAAUUAGUUUUCAUCUCGACCUUACCCAAUCAGUUUGGGCACCAUUUAAGUGUAAUCAUUUCACAUCACAUAGUGAGAGCACUUUCCUCUGUGUGUGUGUGUGUGUUUGCAGUACAACAUAAGAGAGCAAUCUGUCUGUGGAGGGAAAACACAAGGAGAGACAAUAAACGAUAAAUGACAUAGGUAAGAAAAUUCAAGGCAGAAUUCUGGGUGUUUCAGCUCCGUGGUGCGAUUCGGAUUCUCACGUCAUGCUUGUCACGUGCAUUCUUAUAUUCAGUGCAUUACAUGCAUUCUUAUAUGUGCAUAAGCCUUAUAUAAGGCUUAUAUACACCUGACAUGAGUGAUACUUCUUAAAUUAGGGAAUUGAUUAGUGUUUAUUCAGUGGCUUUACACAGAAAUUGAUAUGUUGCUUGGCAACAGCGUCAUAAAUUUCCAUCACAGCUGUAACAGCUUGAUCUCUCACGACUUGGAUGUUUUUUUUUUUGUUUGUUUGACACGAGUACAUCUCAGUUCUGCAUACAUUACCAGGAAAAAGCAGUAGAGUACACGGCACUUGAGAAAGCAGUAUGAAUUAUGGAUGUCGCUCAAAGCCUACACGGACAUUUGUGACAUUUACCGAUACCGUUUUAGGAUUUGACAGAAUUCUGUCUUUCAUCCUAAAAAGGUCAUUUGGUAUUGAUCUCAGACUAUUUCGGUUAUUUCUAAACAUUGGCUGUAGAGGACGACCAAAUGCCGGGGACGUAUCGUGUUUCCCAGUCCGUUUGACCUUACGGAAAGGUCGCCAACUUUUAGCCUGUUUAUUUCAUACACCAACAAUUAUUUUUGCUGUGAUGCAUGAUGUCAUAUGAGCCAUUUAGCACGUCACAUCUGAAUUCUGUUUAAUUUAAACACCUUCUGCAGUCCGGGUCGAAAUGGCCGAGAGAUUGAUUGUGUGAUUAAGGUUGCCAGGUGUUAGCAAAAUUUCCAGACCAGUUACAUCUCAAAAAAUGCACAAAAAGACCAGAAACUAAAUGCAGUUUAAGUUUGUUCAUUCACUGGUCAAUAAAUCAGUACAUCAAUCACUAAAUCAAGAAAUAAAUCGAGAAAUAAAUAAAUAGUUUUUUUAGUCACCUGACUUAAACAAUCCACGAAUCCCCUCAGUAUAUUAAUUUAUUUUAUGAACAUAACCCAAACAUUAGGUUCAUCAUUUAACCGUGUAUAAUAAUAUUCCGGCUGCUUACUCGAGCCUUAGAGCUUUUAAUUCCUGAACUUUCCACCAACAUCACAUUCAAGUUAACAUUUAUAGGUUUACUUGUUGUUUGAGUUUAUGAGGUUUGGAUUAAACUUUGACAACAAUGCACUCUGAUUUCCAAUCAUCAUUUUAAGAGAACCACUGCUGUUGGUGUCCUAUCUUUCUUUAUUUAAGGAAAAAAAACAAACACUUAACAGAAUUAUAUAGUCUUUGAUUUAUCAUUUCUGACUAGAGUUCUCUCCUUGACAUGACACAAGUUGCCACUGCAACAGAAAUAUUUCUGUGGAUACGCUGUCUGCACUUACACUUUGAAAUUAGAAAUGGUGGCCAUGGUUUAUUUUUAAACUAACCCAAAAACUGCCACACAUGGACUUGUUUUUUCCACCUGUGACCUUGUUCCAGAAAAACUAGCUCAAUUUGGAGUAAAAACCUCCACUCUAGCAGCCCUGAUUAUGGAGUGUUCUGUACCUGCUGGGUUACAUGGCCUGCACCAUGUUCACUAUGCCAAUCAAAAGUAUUUGUACCCCAUGUAUUAAUGCCAAGAAAUAGGUAUAAGUGAAAUGAGAAAUGUUUAUUGGGAGAAAAUCUCGGCUUGGAGUAACUUACAGUCUUACAGUAACUGCUUCACCAAACAAGAGCCCUCGUCUUUAAUAAAACACUCAUUUAGAGUCCUGUCUGAGGCCGAAUGAUGAACAAAUCCUUAAAUACAAAGAUUUAAUGAAAUACUUGAUUAUCCCUUUUUGCUUAUUUCAUUGCCAACAAAGAGUAAACUGUAAUAAAUAAUAAAUAAAGCAUUAAAAGUGUUCAAAACCCUCUGACUGUAUUUAGUUCACUGCUUUUGGAGGUCAUAGAAAAUAAUGCUAAUAAUUUCAGAAAACCAAGUCAUAACCUACUUUGCCAUCUUUUUCUGCAAAUAUCUACCAGUCAUCCCAUCUUCUCUGUCCUAACCUGCUGUUAAUUAGAAACAGGAAGUACAAAAUUUUAUACUACAACUAAAUGGACUGUUAUUGGACACCCAACCCUGGGAGAACACUUUUCUGUGUUUUCUUUCCACUUUGACCAAAUGUACCAAGCUGGUGGUGCAAAUGGCCUCAGGUCUGAUAAUAAAACACUCUUAUUGUGGAAAUAAACAAAUGAUUAUAUGCCUAUAAAUCAGAAAAAACACUAAAAUGUGCACUGUAGUGUGGUGUGAUUCCGGGAACAGGACUGGAUCAGAUGAACAAAAUAAAUAGACAGAAAAACGUGUCACAACAUGCCAAACUAUUUCUUUUGUAUUCUUCUUUUUGUCUCUAUACACCAAGCUCCUGCUGACAAAUCUGACAAAUCAGCAGACACCUUAGUACCACAGACAGAACACAGUGACCUCUCACACUGUGAUUUGGUCUGUAAACUGUUCAGAUUUAGUGGUUUGAAUCUGAAAUCUACCAGUCUAGCAUCAUGGAAAAUGCAGGUGUGUCUCAUAAGACAUCUGUCAGCCCAAUCAGCUAAACCCUGCUGCACUGUCAGGCAAACUCCAAGCCCCCCCACCACCCCCAGCACAAACAGCC
Messenger RNA from Pangasianodon hypophthalmus (striped catfish), 5323 nucleotides. RefSeq names its product tyrosyl-DNA phosphodiesterase 1 (gene tdp1). Gene Ontology annotation, biological process: single strand break repair; double-strand break repair. The record is from RefSeq and is a predicted model, not a curated record. Gene Ontology annotation, cellular component: nucleus. Bases 219 to 2099 code for a protein of 626 amino acids. Lineage: Eukaryota; Metazoa; Chordata; Actinopteri; Siluriformes; Pangasiidae. Gene Ontology annotation, molecular function: single-stranded DNA binding; 3'-tyrosyl-DNA phosphodiesterase activity; double-stranded DNA binding. The transcript is spliced from 16 exons.